UGAGUUGGGGCUUCUGCUUUGUUUGCUGCCUUCUGGGUGGUCUCGCAUGCGCUUGCCGCCGCAUCGGCGGGAGAGGUCGCCAUGGGCAACAACCUUGCAAGACUUGUUUUUCAGCCUCCUCAGUCAUCGUAUGGCAAAGAUCCAAACCUCUUUUGGUUGACUACCUCCAGAGAAGAGGUAAUCCCAGCCUUCUACCUCCGGAAGCCGGACGCCUUUUUCACCUUGCUCUUCAGUCACGGAAAUGCAGAAGAUCUCGGCCUGAUCAUAAGGUAUUUCAAAGACGUGUCCCAUCAGCUUCAUGUCAACGUGUUUUCCUAUGAGUACACUGGCUAUGGCAUGAGCACUGGCCAGCCGCAGGAAGCAGCUGUGUAUUCAGACAUUGAGGCUGCUUUCAAGUACUUGCGCGAGGAACUUCGCAUCCCUUGGACGCAAAUCGUACCAUACGGUCGAUCUAUUGGCACUGCACCAUCCAUACACCUGGCCAGAGAGUAUCCCGUUCGUGGUGUGAUUCUGCAGAGUCCUAUGGUGUCGAUCUAUCGAAUACCGUUCCGAUUGCGCUUCACUCUACCAGGUGACAUUUUCACCAACAUUGAUAAGAUUGGUGAUGUGUGCUGCCCUGUGUUCGUGAUCCAUGGCACCAGGGAUGAAAUCGUUCCUGUAUGGCAUGGGCAGGCUUUACAUGAAAUCUGUGUGAAGAAGGGCACAGCCUAUGAACCUUAUGUUCUAGAGGGUGGUGAUCACAACAACUUGGAGAUGCAGGCUGAUAUGAAUGAUAUGACGGACAGAUCCAUUGCUGGAGAUGCAUUCCUCGUGAGGAUCUCGGCCUUCCUCCAGCACCUGAAGCAGACACCAAUUUCCGAAAAGCUACAGCGACAGGCUGAGAAUGCUGGCUUCUGAUCCCGUCUAGGUUUCAUUUGAGCUUGUGGUGAUCCUUCGUAUGGUGACAUUUUUGUUUUCGAGUUGUGUAUUUCAGCAUGCUGUUGCCUGGUUUCAGUUGUACAGCGAACGUCAGUCUCCUCAACACUUCGUGGUUUCAGUUCCCUCCUGUCUCAUUUGUACGAGCUAGUGGCUCUGAUUCACUUCCAGUAAGGUUGCGUUGUCUGUAGCAGGCGCUCAUGCGCUGAACAUGUCUCAGACAGCCUGGAAUAGAAGGAAGGGUACAGUGCGGGACAGUACUGGUAUGCCUGCCUGAAGCUUCUGGAAAAGU
Molecule: messenger RNA, 1207 nt
Organism: Cladocopium goreaui
Lineage: Eukaryota; Dinophyceae; Suessiales; Symbiodiniaceae
Source: the annotation of a GenBank genome assembly